AUGACACAGAUAGCUAGGCAGAGAGCCGCCCGCCUGCCAGGGGCAGGAGACACAGCCUGCGGCUCCACACCGGGGCCAGGGGGCGGUGCCAGGGCAUGGACACCACCCCCCGGGGGUCCCCGCCAACGGCCACCCUCCUCUUCACACGUCGUGAGUUGCUUGCGGGGAACUUGGGUCGGAGCCGCUGCCUCUGGGGCGCGUGCCCGUGAGCGUCCACCAUGGUGUGGGAGUGCGCGCGCUCUCCGGGCCCCACCGCCCCUGCCCGCCGCCGGGGCCGCCAGCGCUACGUGGAGAAGGACGGGCGCUGCAACGUGCAGCAGGGCAACGUGCGCGAGACCUACCGCUACCUGACCGACCUGUUCACCACGCUGGUGGACCUGCGCUGGCGCCUCAGCCUGCUGGUCUUCGUGCUGGCCUACGCGCUCACCUGGCUCUUCUUCGGGGCCAUCUGGUGGCUCAUCGCCUACGGCCGCGGCGACCUGGAGCACCUGGAGGACGCCGCGUGGACGCCGUGCGUCAACAACCUCAACGGCUUCGUGGCUGCCUUCCUCUUCUCCAUCGAGACGGAGACCACCAUCGGCUACGGCCACCGCGUCAUCACCGACCAGUGUCCCGAGGGCAUCGCGCUGCUGCUGCUGCAGGCCAUCCUGGGCUCCAUGGUGAACGCCUUCAUGGUGGGCUGCAUGUUCGUCAAGAUCUCGCAGCCCAACAAGCGCGCUGCCACGCUCGUCUUCUCGUCGCACGCCGUGGUGUCGCUGCGUGACGGCCGCCUGUGCCUCAUGUUCCGCGUGGGCGACCUGCGCUCGUCGCACAUCGUCGAGGCGUCCAUCCGCGCCAAGCUCAUCCGCUCACGCCAGACGCUCGAGGGCGAGUUCAUCCCGCUGCACCAGACCGACCUCAGCGUGGGCUUCGACACGGGCGACGACCGCCUCUUCCUCGUGUCCCCGCUCGUCAUCAGCCAUGAGAUCGAUGCUGCCAGCCCCUUCUGGGAUGCGUCGCGCCGCGCGCUCGAGAGGGACGACUUCGAGAUUGUGGUCAUCCUGGAGGGCAUGGUGGAGGCCACGGGAAUGACGUGCCAAGCCCGGAGCUCCUACUUGGUGGACGAGGUGCUGUGGGGUCACCGCUUCACAUCUGUGCUCACGCUCGAGGACGGGUUCUACGAGGUGGACUACGCUAGCUUCCACCAGACCUUCGAGGUGCCCACGCCAUCCUGCAGUGCCCGCGAGCUGGCCGAGGCGGCCACCCGCCUGGACGCCCACCUGUACUGGUCCAUCCCCAGCCGGCUGGACGAGAAGGUGGAGGAGGAGAGCCCCGGGGAGGGCGCGGGGGGCGAGGCGGGGGCUGACAAGGAGCAAAACGGCUGCCUGCCGCCCCCCCAGAGCCAGGGCGAGGCCAAGGCGUGAGCCGGUAGUGUGGACGCCCCCACGGGGCCAGCGCAUGGGACGGGUGGUGGGGGCAGGCCUGGCGCCCCGGGGGACAGUGAGGGUGGGCGGUCUGUGGGAGAGCCCUGUAGUGCCCGGGAGAGCCCUCGCGGCCAGCCGGAGGUGGGAGCAGGGGACAGCGGGCCCCCAGCAGGCACCGGGCAGCCUGACCAGCAGGUGUCUGCCCAGGCAGCGGCCCGAGUGCACCCAGGGAGCACGGGGACAGACAGGGGACGUCUGUCAUCACCCUGCCCCGGUGUGACAGGCCCCAGGGGUCAGCAGGUGGCGUGGACCAAGGGCAGGAGAGGCAGACAGUGAGUUCGCGGAGGGGCACCCUGGGAAGUGGAGCUCAGUGGGGAGGUCACUCAGAGCAUCUGCCAUGUCCCCCGGGGGUGAGCAGGGGGGGUGACCUACUGUGAGAAGGGG
Messenger RNA from Sorex araneus (European shrew), 1847 nucleotides. RefSeq names its product potassium inwardly rectifying channel subfamily J member 9 (gene KCNJ9). The transcript is spliced from 3 exons. Gene Ontology annotation, cellular component: plasma membrane. The coding region runs from base 219 to 1403 and encodes 394 amino acids. Gene Ontology annotation, molecular function: G-protein activated inward rectifier potassium channel activity. Lineage: Eukaryota; Metazoa; Chordata; Mammalia; Eulipotyphla; Soricidae. Gene Ontology annotation, biological process: potassium ion import across plasma membrane; regulation of monoatomic ion transmembrane transport. The record is from RefSeq and is a predicted model, not a curated record.